Erythranthe guttata (spotted monkey flower) is the source of this 1579-nucleotide messenger RNA. The record is from RefSeq and is a predicted model, not a curated record. Lineage: Eukaryota; Viridiplantae; Streptophyta; Magnoliopsida; Lamiales; Phrymaceae.
CGCACAAACAACGAACCAAUUCCCACUCAAUUUUAUUUUUUUUACAGUUUUCCCCUUUGUUUUCCGAUGGCUAUGGCCACCGGAAUACUCUCCUCUAAUCUCCUCUCUCUCUCCUCCAUCGUUUCUUCAUCUUCUACAGAAGGUAAAAAUUCAUCAAAGCCGGUGAAAUUGAGAGAUGACUGGAGGCAAAAAUCAAAGCCUAUCCCACCUGGGGGUACCUACCCCGCCAAGGAUCACUGCAGCCGAUGCGGUUUGUGUGAUACAUACUACAUUGCCCAUGUAAAGAGUGCUUGUGCUUUCUUGGGAGAUGGGAUGUCUAAAAUUGAAGAGCUCGAACCAAUUGUACAUGGCCGAGGCAGGAAAAUUGAUUCAUUGGACGAGACAUAUUUGGGAGUUUACGAGGAUUUACUUUAUGCUCGUAAAACCAAUCCUGUAGAGGGGGCUCAGUGGACGGGUAUAGUGACCACAAUCGCAAUGGAAAUGCUUAGGACUGGUAUGGUCGAAGCUGUUAUUUGCGUGCAGAGUGAUCCAGAAGAUAGAUUUACUCCCAGACCAAUCUUGGCUAGGACCCCGGAGGAAGUUCUUGCUGCUAGAGGAGUUAAACCGACACUAUCUCCUAAUCUAAACACACUGGAAUUAGUCGAGGCUGCUGGUGUGAAGCGUCUUCUUUUCUGCGGUGUUGGCUGCCAAGUGCAAGCCCUACGAUCGGUGGAGCAUCAUCUGAAUCUGGAAAAGCUUUAUGUUCUCGGAACUAAUUGCGUGGAUAACGGAACACGAGAAGGUUUAGAUAAGUUUCUGAAGGCUGCUAGUACUGAACCAGAAACCGUUCUUCAUUACGAGUUCAUGCAAGAUUACAAGGUUCACUUGAAGCAUUUGGAUGGUCAUAUCGAAGAGGUUCCGUAUUUCUGUCUUCCAGCAAACGAUUUAACUGAUGUCAUCGCUCCUUCUUGCUAUAGCUGCUUUGACUACACGAAUGCUUUAGCGGAUUUGGUAGUGGGUUACAUGGGCGUACCGAAAUACGCUGGAGUUAGCAUGACGCAACAUCCACAAUACGUCACCGUUAGAAAUGAACGUGGAAAGGAGAUGCUAAACCUUGUGAAAGAUCUUCUGGAAGUCACUCCCACAAUUAGUUCGGGCGGAAGGCGUCCAUUUGUCAUGGAAACUGUGAAGGCAGAUGAUAAUGCUAAACUAGGAAAAGGCCCAUCUCAGACUGUUCCGAAAUUCAUCGGUGAAGUAAUAGCAUUCAUUUUAAAUCUAAUUGGUCCUAAAGGUCUGGAAUUCGCCCGUUAUUCGUUGGAUUAUCACACUAUCCGAAACUACCUUUAUGUAAAUCGGGCAUGGGGAAAAGAAAGAGCUGAUAGGCACAUGCCAUCGUACGCAAAGAAACUAGUGUCGAUGUACAAUCAAAACGGAGAAAUUGACAAGAUGCUUUCCGAUCGAAAAUGAAUUUUCAGAGGGUUUACUAUUUAAUUAAUAUUUUCACAAUUAUAUGUUUUUUUUUUUGAAUUUAUUUAUGAUGAAAGUUGUGAACCUCGGAAUUUUGUAUAUGAAGUAAAUUCAAAUUUUUGUUACUCUUUAG